Fusarium verticillioides 7600 is the source of this 117-nucleotide messenger RNA. RefSeq lists its product as hypothetical. The coding region runs from base 1 to 117 and encodes 38 amino acids. The transcript is spliced from 2 exons. The record is from RefSeq and is a predicted model, not a curated record. NCBI's taxonomy places the organism in Eukaryota, Fungi, Ascomycota, Sordariomycetes, Hypocreales, Nectriaceae.
AUGCAGGGACGCAAGAAGCCUGUGGUGUUGCUGAGUGGACCACACGAGGGUAGUGAUGCUGAGCAGCACGCGGGUGACGGGAGCUGCAGCACAGCGCAGAACCACUGGUCCAGUUGA